Trypanosoma grayi is the source of this 951-nucleotide messenger RNA. Its product is annotated as solute carrier family 35, member E3. The record is from RefSeq and is a predicted model, not a curated record. The transcript has a single exon. NCBI's taxonomy places the organism in Eukaryota, Euglenozoa, Kinetoplastea, Trypanosomatida, Trypanosomatidae. Gene Ontology annotation, cellular component: Golgi apparatus. Gene Ontology annotation, molecular function: nucleotide-sugar transmembrane transporter activity; antiporter activity. The coding region runs from base 1 to 951 and encodes 316 amino acids.
AUGGCCCUUAUACCUCAACGCGCGCUGGUGCCAUUUUACUUGGCCCUCAAUGCAUUUAGCAGCAUCACCAUCGUAUUUAUUAACAAGUGGAUAUUUGAGGACCACGACUUCAGAGCGAGCACGACGCUGACACUGAUACAUUUUACAAUGACGUUUCUUGGACUACUCUUGUGCCUGGGAUGUGGCAUGUUUGAAUUCAAGCGGCUCAGUCUGAUGCGUGUGCUGCCUCUAAGCUUCAGUUUCUGCGGGUUUGUCAUGCUGACCAAUAUGUCGUUGCUACACAACAAUGUUGGGUUCUACCAGCUCGUGAAGGUUCUCACCACACCACUGCUCGUGAUAAUGGAAACAUUCAUAUAUCGGCAGUCAUUCUCGGCGAAAAUUAAGUUGUCACUGGGCGUUAUUUGCCUUGGUGUGGCGAUUGCGACGGUGACGGACAGCGAAGUGACUCUUGGCGGUGCCAUCAUCGCCUUCUCUGCGCUACUGGUGACCUGCCAGUACCAGAUAUGGGUUGGCACGAAACAGAAGGAGCUCGAGUGCGACUCGUAUCAGCUGCUGCUCUACCAGGCACCGCUCUCGGCGGUGAUGCUGCUGCCCAUUGCGUAUUUGAGUGAGGGCCCGACGUUGAUCUUCCCAUGCACGGACACCCUGAUGGCCAUAUUCUUCAGUGGCGUAGUCGCGUUUCUCGUGAACAUCUCCAUCUUCCUCGUAAUCGGCAAGACGUCGCCGGUGACGUACAAUGUGCUUGGGCACUUUAAACUGUGCAUCAUUCUUACCUUCGGGUAUAUUUUCUUUGGGGGCGACAUGAACAACAAGAAGCUCGCCGGUGUCGUUCUCACUCUUGCUGGCGUCUUCUGGUACACGCACCUCAAAACUGCGACACGCAUGGCGGCGGAGGAGCUCAGUGUGAGCAAGGAGAUGGUGAAGGACGACACAGACAAGUCGCGCGUGUAG